AUGGCUCUGCUGGGGCUGCUCGUGCUGCUGGCCCUGGCCUGGCCCGUGGGGGCCACCUGGGACAGCUGCAGAUGGCUUUGUGCUUCCAGAGGGACCUGCGGGCUCCGGCCCUUGGCUUCUGACCACAGCUCUACAGUUCUUGACUACGACUCUGUGGCUUCUGCUGAGGACACAUCCGAUGUUGAGGAUGGCACCAGUGGCGAGGCAGGGGCCUGGCCUGGCAUCGUCAGCAUCCAGGCCACCGCAGAGAAUGGCACGUGGCACAUGUGCACAGGUGUCCUCUUCAGCGCCCAGUGGGUCCUCACGGUCGCACACUGCUUCUUCAGGGUUGGGACCUAUUCCAAAUGGGAGGUGGUGACGGGGGCCUCAGAUCUGACUCAGCCAGGCCCUGAGACUGCAGUCAGACACAUCAAGAGGCUCCUGGUGCACCAGCACUACGUGCCUACCACAGCCAGGAAUGACAUUGCCCUGCUGGAGCUGGACCAGCCCGUGGAGUGCAGCGACUACAUCCAGCUGGGCUGUGUGCCCGACGCCUCGCUCAGGGUCUCAGAGCUGAAAUCCUGCUACAUCGCCGGCUGGAACUUUGACAGACGCUUGACGCUGCAGGAGGCCAAGGUCCACCUCAUGGACACGGAGCUCUGCAACAGCAGCCCAUGGUACGCAGGGGCCGUUCAUUCUGACAACCUCUGUGCUGGGUACCCACAUGGUGGCAUCGACACCUGCCAGGGGGACAGCGGGAGUCCCCUCGUCUGCAAGGACAACGGAGCUGACUUCUUCUGGCUGGUGGGCAUGUACAGCUGGGGAAGAGGCUGUGACAGAGCCAGGCACCCCGGGAUCUACACCUCCACUCAGCACUUCUACAACUGGAUCCUGCUCCAGACGGGCCUGAGCCCAGCAGAAAGAGCUGGUCCAGCACCAGAGCCAGCCACCACCUCGGGCCCUGAGCAGCGCAUGAAACCGGGGGAGUCAGAGGAGUCAGAGGAGUCAGAGGAAUCAGAGGAGCCAGAGGAAGACAUCAGCUUGACCCCUGAGUACAGACGGAGACCAGCGGUGACCGCGGGCUCCUCACGGCCCGUAGCAUUCCCACACCAGAUCCUGGUGCAAUUCAGGAAUCUGGUGCAGGAGUUCCUGCACUUCCUGAAGAUCAAGGACAAGAGAGCUUGAGCAGCAGGGGAAUGAGCAGGAUCCAGGGCUACAGUGGGCCAUGGCAUUUCCUGCUGGGCCAAAGGUAGCCUUGGGGCCAGAGGCUUCUCUGUCCUGCCCAUGCUGCUGUGCUGCAGCCACACCGAUGCUGCUGUUGAAGUAAAGUUUCUGUAUUCACCAUGAA
Catharus ustulatus (Swainson's thrush) is the source of this 1327-nucleotide messenger RNA. RefSeq names its product acrosin-like. The record is from RefSeq and is a predicted model, not a curated record. Gene Ontology annotation, molecular function: serine-type endopeptidase activity. Gene Ontology annotation, biological process: acrosome reaction; proteolysis. NCBI's taxonomy places the organism in Eukaryota, Metazoa, Chordata, Aves, Passeriformes, Turdidae. Bases 1 to 1164 code for a protein of 387 amino acids. The transcript has 5 exons.